GUAAGAUUGCUUUAACAUUUCUGCUCGAAUACUUCAUAUACUGAUAUGAAUCGAUCAAUCAAAUGUAAUUUCAUCUAUUUUAGGAAGACACUGCAAACUUUGAAGGUGAAAGUCAAAAGGCGUGUGAACUAGAUUCCGUCUUUUGAGUGCAAACACGAAAAGGCGCGAAUCUCUCUGGCUUAAAUAAUAGCGACUUUUAAUCAGCCACAUAAAAACUGAAAAGUAAAAAAGCGGCGAGCUCCGGAGAGCACGGUGAGAUGGACGAUUCUCAUGAGAUUCUUCUCAACUCGCUCCGUAACUCAGGGGUUCCGGUCCCGCCGUCCGUGGCGGCGAUCCAAGACCUCACUCCGGCAUCGCUGUUCUAUGUAUGCUCCCAAUCGCUCUGCAUAAUUGACAGUACGCUGUCGUUUCCGGCCUCGUUGCCGGAAGACUCCGUGGCAGAUCGAUUCAAGCUCUGCACUGACCUGGCUUCCGCCUUCAAGCGUCUCGGUUUCGUCGGUGACAUAAGCUUUCACAAGUUUCUGUAUCCUUCUGAGGAGGACUUGUAUAAGUUUGUGAGAUUCUUAGUAGGCAGGCUAGCAGUUUCUGGACCUGAAUCAUCUCAAUCCUCCCAAGCACGCACGUCCAUUGAUGGUGAUCAGACUAGAGAGGUCCUACCGGAGUUUAAGUUUGUGAGGCAACAGCAGACUGAAGCAGCAGCAUCAGCAAAAGCCGAUUCUACAAAUGCUUCCUCAGGAGAAUUCUCCAAAGAUAGACGGGAUGUUGAGGACAAAACCAAAACAGACACCGGAAGCUUGAAUGGUGAAGGACGGAAAACUGGGAGAGUUGGUCCGGGUUCAUUGGAUAUUGUUGAGGUAGUGGGAAGCAUGGUGGGCGGAAAGGAUGAAACUUUGGCUCUUGUGAUCGACCUGAAGUGCCCCAAGCAUGUAAAUGAAUCGAAUUCUUUUCAAGGGAUUUCACAUGGGGUGAAUUCUGCUGACAUGAAAAAAUUGCUUAUGAAUUUGAUUGCAAAGACUUCAAAGUCAUCAGAUCUGCUUGAUGAGCUGAAGGCUGCAUUGGAAUUUGACGACCGAAAUUCCUUAGACUUCUAUAUCCAAACACUCGAAGAUUCAAUGGAAACAAGAAGGGAGCGGCUUGAGAAACUUGACUCUCAUGAAUGUUAUGCUCUGAGAUUGCCUUUGGAGGAGAAAAGGAGAAAUCUUGAGGAGGCUCUUGGUGCCAUGGAUCCAGCGGCCCUUGAAAAGCUUCAACAAAAGAAGGAUAUUUUGAAGGAGAUGGAGUCUGUUUCAGCAGAAAUUAGGAGAAGGGAAGGGGAUUUUUUGUUAUAUUCAGCUGAACUUGAAAAUCAACCUAAAGUAGCCUCGCGAGAAUCUUUCGUUUUGCGGAUCAAGGAGAUUACAAAGAAUAGCAGGAAACAAGACGCUGAUGUAGAGCGGAUUUUAAGAGACACAAGGGAGCUUCAACUGGAGACUAACCUCAUUCAAGAACGUCUUAAUCGAACAUAUGCUGUAGUUGAUGAAACUAUUUUCAGGGAAGCAAGAAAAGAUCCGGUGGCCCGUCAAGCUUACCGGUUGCUGACAGAAAUCCACGAAUGCUUUGAUAAGACCGCUGAAAAGGUUCUUUCCAUUGACAGAACUCGCCGGGAAUUUGCUGAUUACGAGGCCAAACUUGCAACCAUGUCCUCCCGGAGCCUGGAUAUUGACAAGCUACAAGCCGAUCUUGAUGCCCUUAGGAAAGAAAAUGACAUUCUCGAGAGGAAACUAGGUAAUGAUUCAGUAGCUAUACUUUGAAGCUUCAAAGUUAUUCAACUGGGACAUGGAUAAUCCUAAUUAUAAAUCCGACUUGCAGACAGUAUAAUGCAGGAUUUGUCACAGUUUUGGUUCUCUGUAACUUUGUACUUCAUUUGGUGGUCAUAAAUUUCCUGAUUGAACUUCUCUUUUUGCAACAAGUAGGUGUAGAAUUGGACCCAAUUAGAUUGAUAAAGAUGGAUGGAUGUAUUGCAUGGAUGAAAUGGAUGGAAUGACUGGAAUCUAACAAACUCUGAAACUCAACUCAGAUAACUG
This is a messenger RNA of Oldenlandia corymbosa var. corymbosa, 2063 nucleotides long. The record is from the annotation of a GenBank genome assembly. Lineage: Eukaryota; Viridiplantae; Streptophyta; Magnoliopsida; Gentianales; Rubiaceae.